AUGCCCACAGAAUCUAAUAAAGAUGGAGAAAAGAAAACUGCCACCACGACCGCUACAACAGCAAAAGAAGCACCGUCAACUAAUCCCGAACCAGCACCUCCUGAUAAAAAGUCCGUGUUAGAAACCCACGGGUAUGUCCUCGGCAGGCCCAUUGGGUCCGGCUCGUACGCCACUGUACGAGUUGCGACCAGCGAGAGACACGAUUGUCCAGUAGCUGUCAAAAUCAUAAGCAAAUUUCAAGCCCCCGCGGAUUACUUGAAGAAAUUUCUUCCGAGGGAGAUAGAUGUCGUUAAAGGUUUAAAACAUUUGAAUAUCAUAAGAUUCCUUCAAGCAAUUGAAACGACCCACAGGGUUUAUAUCGUUAUGGAAUUCGCGGAGAACGGUAGCUUAUUGGACACGAUAAGAAGAGAUUCCUACAUCGACGAGCAGAGAUCUCGUAAGUGGUUUCGACAGUUAUUGGAUAGCGUGGAAUACUGUCAUGAGCGCGGCGUCGUGCAUCGGGAUAUCAAAUGCGAGAAUCUGCUCAUGGACAACAAUUACAACAUUAAGUUAUCUGAUUUCGGAUUUGCCCGUGGCGGUAUGAGACGCAAGAACGGGUCGCCGAUCCUGAGUGAGACAUUUUGCGGCAGUUACGCUUACGCCUCUCCAGAAAUUCUGAAAGGCAUACCAUACCAGCCCCAAUGCUCGGACGUAUGGUCGAUGGGGGUUGUUCUAUACGCCAUGGUAUUUGGCAGACUCCCGUUCGAUGAUUCGAAUUAUCCUCAACUUUUGAGACAAGUUCAGAACAAGGUUACGUUUCCGAGAGAACCGCGAGUGUCAUCGAACUGCAGACAGCUGAUUGUGAAGAUCCUCGCGCCGCUGAAACAGAGAUUAAAAAUACCGGCGAUUAAAAGCGAUACCUGGUUGACCGUUGAGGAGGUUAAAGAAAGUGAACCACCGGCUGUGGAAGAAAAGACAGAAAACGAACAGCACACUUCGCAUUCGGCAGAAUGA
This is a messenger RNA of Ctenocephalides felis (cat flea), 993 nucleotides long. Its product is annotated as testis-specific serine/threonine-protein kinase 4-like. Gene Ontology annotation, molecular function: protein serine/threonine kinase activity; tau-protein kinase activity; ATP binding. Gene Ontology annotation, biological process: intracellular signal transduction; protein phosphorylation; microtubule cytoskeleton organization. The record is from RefSeq and is a predicted model, not a curated record. Bases 1 to 993 code for a protein of 330 amino acids. The transcript has a single exon. NCBI's taxonomy places the organism in Eukaryota, Metazoa, Arthropoda, Insecta, Siphonaptera, Pulicidae. Gene Ontology annotation, cellular component: cytoplasm.